Ectocarpus sp. CCAP 1310/34 is the source of this 1821-nucleotide messenger RNA. The record is from the annotation of a GenBank genome assembly. Lineage: Eukaryota; Phaeophyceae; Ectocarpales; Ectocarpaceae.
AUGCAAGCCUUCUCUGGUGGUAGUAGAUGGGAAAAAAGCAGUGGCGACGAGGAUUCGGAGAAGGAGGAGGUGCAAGUUGUCGGUCGAGCGACAAGUGCCGCCGCUGGUUAUGGUACCGACAGCGGCAGCGGCGGCGGCGGCAGCGGUAGCGCAUCGGUGCCUCUGCACUCCAACAUCGCGCUGGUGGCACCAUUUCUGCAGCUGGUUGACCUUCUCCUAGCAGCAGUGCCUCUGCACGCCAACGUAAGCCUGACCAAACGGAGGAAGUCCCAGGCGAAGGCCGCGACGGCGGCGGGCAAAAAGUUCAGCAGUCGGGGAGCUGUCUCCAAGAGAACCCCCAAGAAAGAAGUCCAGGUGUCCGUCCUUGACCGGAUCAAAAAGUACCCGAACGAAACCUUGUACCACACGUCUCGCACUGGGACGCUGGAGUGCCGAGCGUGCUUCGGCAAGGAAAUCAAGAAUUUCAGGUACCGGGUGGACGCCCACAUCAACGGGAACAAGCACAAGGAAAGAGUGGCGAGCACGCUGGCGACGGACGACGAGGACGAGAAUUUGCUCCGCGCGUGUCUCAAGCGCUCCGAAGAGCAAGGAGGGACUUACGGAGACUCGCUGUCAGAGAAGGGCAAGCUCACACAGAUCAAGGCGGUGAAGGGUUGUUUGGCGGCAGGUGUUCCGCUGAACGCGCUGGGCAACCCUGUGUUCGAGACGUUUCUCGCGCACGUCAACGUGAACUUGCCAAGCUCCGGGCAUCUGGCUGAACACAUACCUUUUAUCCUGGAGGAGGAGCUGUGCACCCCGGAGUUGUAUACGUUCCGUGGCAAGAUGCACACCCUGCUCUCGCACAGCGAUGGAGCGAAGGCGCUCUUCAAAGUGAAAGUCGGAGUCCGCGCCCCAUCGACGCCUGGACACCGGUGGGGCUCCAGAUUCGAUCGUGGCUGCAUCAUUGCCAUGAAUUGGCCGGGAGUGUUGAAGUUCAUCGCCGCCUACGAGAGUGCAGACACGGAAAAGGGCAAGGCGGCGAAGUUCAUGAGGGAUGAGCUAGUACUGGCUCUGAUGGUGGACGUCGGCCGUUCCGUGACUUCAGCAACUAUCGUCCUGGAGGGCGACGAGCCAUUGGCGCACAAGACGUACCACAUUGUGGAGCGGUUCCGCAGCAAGUUUGAGCUCGCUGACGACGGUGUUUUCUCAGAGGAUAUCUCCUUGCCCACCGUCGCUGCUCUUCUCGACAAACUAGUCGGCCAAGGAGACGACCUGGACGACUUGGACACCCUCCGCCAGUACGCACACGACAGGAUCGGACGCCACUCCCAAGCGAGGGAGGCCAAGACCUUGGAGAUGUUUAAGGCCGCGAAGCUCACGGACUUCGUGUCCAUGGAAAGCAGGAAGUACUCCGAUGACACCAUUCGCAGCCUCAAGGUGCUUCCGUUUGUCAACAGCAAGAUGGUCAAGGGGCUUUUGAAGGAGAAGGAAGGCUACUACAUGGCGGCCAGUAACAACACAGACAUCGAGUACGGCCACAUGGCGUUCUGGAAGGACAAAAAGAAAAGGCUGCCUACGUGGCACGCCUUGGUGUUGGAUGUUGCUCUUUCGCCACCAUCCUCUGCGUACAUGGAACGAGUUUUUUCCAUCCUGCGGUGUUGCUUUAACGAACGGCAGCAGCACGUGUACAGCGACCGUAUUUGCGCUUCCGCACUGCUCAAGUUCAACAGGGGCCGAGCCCAUAGUAGCAGCUCAGCAGAAAAGACGGGUAGCGCCGAAGAUGCCAACAGCGGCGACGGCGGUAGCGACCAGAGCGAUGAUUGCGAUGACGAAAGCGACUGA